Messenger RNA from Peronospora matthiolae, 192 nucleotides. The record is from the annotation of a GenBank genome assembly. Lineage: Eukaryota; Oomycota; Peronosporomycetes; Peronosporales; Peronosporaceae.
AUGGAGAACCAACCAGAACCUCCCUCCAUCUGGGCCAACGUCACCACAGCCGAGCGAUCACACUCGGUCACCGGCACGGUGGAGGCGUCUGAGAUCGCAGGACUGGUAGACGUCGAGGUUCCGACAUCUGAAGUUGGGAUCGCAGAGGGAGAUCCGAGGGGCCCCGAUCCUGAAGCUCGAGGAGAUACCUGA